AUGUCGGCCGCUGAGACGCGAGACCGCUCUGGGUCCCUCCACUCUGAGGAGAAGGAAACCCUCGGCUACCCCAUUCAAGCUCAGACCCUGACCAGAGGGUCCACUUCGCAGGAUCCCGAAACCAACCAGAUCCAAGAGGACAUCAACGCCGGCUUCGACGAGGCUGAGGUCAAGCGUGUGCGCCGAAAGGUCGACAUGCGCCUGCUGCCCAUCCUCGGUGCUCUCUACUCGAUCGCAUUGAUCGACCGAACGAACUUGUCCGCAGCUCGUAUCGCUGGUGCCGGUGUCGAACUCAGGCUCACCGCUGGUACCAACUACUCGAUCCCUCUGCUCAUGUUCUUCGUUCCCUACAUCCUCUUGGAGAUGCCCUCCAACUUGCUCCUCCGAAAGAUCGGUGCCGCCAAGCAGCUGUCGUUCCUCGCUUUCUGCUGGGGUAUCGUCAUGCUCGGUCAAGGUUUCGUCAAGACGAGGCACCAGUUGACUGCCACUCGUGCCCUCAUCGGUGCCUUUGAGGCUGGCUUCUUCCCCGCCUGUGUCUGGCUCAUCUCGACAUGGUACGUCCGAAGGGAGUCGCAGGUGCGAAUGUCUGCCUUCUACCUCAUCUCGGUCGGUGUUUCUGGUUUCUCCAACAUCCUUGCCUACGGCAUGUCGCUCAUCAAGGUUUCUGACCGCAAAUUCCGAGGCUGGCGAUGGAUUUUUAUCAUCGAAGGCUUGCUCACCGUUGUGUUGGCCGUCAUCGCCUACUUUGUCAUCCUCGACUUCCCCGACAAGGCUGCCGAGAAGGGUUUCCUGACCAUCGCUGAGCGCGACAUGAUCCUGGCUCGUAUCCAGCGCGACCGUGGUGACGCCAAGCCCGAUGCUCUCACCUGGCGCAAGGCUGCCAAGUACGCCACGGACGUCAAGGUGUGGCUGUACGGACUCAUGUUCAUGUGCACCACCAUGCCUACCUAUGGCUUCGCCUACUUUUUGCCUGUCAUUCUCAGAGGUCUCGGCUACAGCAUCAAGGACUCGUUCCUUCUCGGUGCUGCUCCCUACUGCGUCGCCAUGGUUGGUGCUUUCGGCACCGCCGUCAUCGCCGAUCGCUACUACGUCCGCAUGCCCAUCCUCAUCGGGCAGUGCAUCCUCACUAUCGCUGGUCUUGGCAUGCUGUUUGCCACCAAGCAUCGCUCCGUACAGCUCGCCGGGUGCUUCCUCGGUGUCUGGGGAGCCAACGCCAACAUUCCCUUCGUGCUCAACUUUUCGCAGAACAACGUCGCCGGUCAGAGUAAGAAGUCGUUCACCUCGGUCAUCGUCAUCAUGUUCGGCGGUAUCGGCGGUAUCUUUGCCUCGCUCGCCUACAACGAGAAGGAUGCUCCUCUGUACCGCAAGGGUCUGUACGCCACCAUCGCUUGCCAGGCCUUCAACGUGCUCUGCGGCAUCGGCUUCACUGUCUACUUCUACGCCGCCAACAAGAAGAUCCGUGCUGGCCGCAAGGUUGUCGACGACCGUCCCGGUUUCACCUACACCAUCUAA
Pseudozyma hubeiensis SY62 is the source of this 1512-nucleotide messenger RNA. RefSeq lists its product as hypothetical. The transcript has a single exon. Bases 1 to 1512 code for a protein of 503 amino acids. The record is from RefSeq and is a predicted model, not a curated record. Gene Ontology annotation, biological process: transmembrane transport. Lineage: Eukaryota; Fungi; Basidiomycota; Ustilaginomycetes; Ustilaginales; Ustilaginaceae. Gene Ontology annotation, cellular component: membrane. Gene Ontology annotation, molecular function: transmembrane transporter activity.